Helicoverpa armigera (cotton bollworm) is the source of this 920-nucleotide messenger RNA. RefSeq lists its product as uncharacterized. NCBI's taxonomy places the organism in Eukaryota, Metazoa, Arthropoda, Insecta, Lepidoptera, Noctuidae. The record is from RefSeq and is a predicted model, not a curated record. Bases 111 to 836 code for a protein of 241 amino acids. The transcript has 6 exons.
AUUUAUGAUUACUGUCAUCACAACUGUCAGUUUCGUUUUGGCAAUAAAUUCAAAUGCACAAAACCAUGAUUUGAAACCAAUUUUGAAAUUAAAAUUUCAAGUAGAUAGCCAUGGAAGUUCAGCAUCCAAAAAAUCCCCCAAGUAAUGUUGCUAAAUUUACUGGAUACGAUUCUGGAAAUUAUGCCCUUGCCGACGUUUCUCGCACCUUCACCAAUGAUGAAUGUAUGUCCAGCUGUCGCGCCCCCUUCUUAACACAGCACAGUAUUGCAAAAUACUUGGUACCAUUAACCAAGGAACUACAAGAAGUGCCACUAAGGCCGACAAUAAGUGAACUACCUGAUGCAGUGAUAGAACAUGUUGUGCAACGAGACAAAGCCUUCUGGGUGGACAAACCAGGGCUCAAUGACUACACUAUACACGAUGCCUAUUAUAAUUACGGCAUGGUAACCAAAGUUGUAAAACCAACGCAUCAGGACGUGUUUCCUCGUUCGUACCAGUAUGACCUGGACUGCGUUAAAUACAGGCGCAGUCAUGCCUGUGACGGACUUAAGCAAGACGGCAGUGAAGAGAGUAAGAAACCCCUGAGUGCCCAUUGUCGUGACUGUCGUAAUUUAAACAUACCGGCCUUGACCGCCUUCCAACUGGCAUGGGCAACGGAUCCAGGACAAAAACGUUGGAGGAAUUAUCCCGAUCUCACAGAAACAUUGACAGCGCAAGAAAUGCGAAAUUCUAUGAAAGAAGUUGGCCGACCGUUUCGAAAUGAAGCUUGUAACUGGUACUACAAGAACUACCCUCCUGUUAAAUACGAUUGCAUUAUUCGUAAAUUUUCUAAAUAAUAUUUCUAAGAUAACUAAUAUUGCUUCAAACAUAAUAUACACAUAGUAAAAAGGUUAUCUACUAAGAAUAAAGAUUUUACUUAA